Molecule: messenger RNA, 945 nt
Organism: Aspergillus welwitschiae
Lineage: Eukaryota; Fungi; Ascomycota; Eurotiomycetes; Eurotiales; Aspergillaceae
Exons: 7
Coding region: 1-945 (314 amino acids)
Source: RefSeq, a predicted model, not a curated record
AUGUUUGUGAACGUGUACCCCGUGCUUUCCCGAGAAUACGAUAAAGUGGAUCCAUCGAGACAGGGCGUACAAUUGGGCAGACGAUGGGAAAACUCGAUUGACUCUCUUGGAGAGGCCUUGAACCGGUUCACGUCAUGCAUCGGCUAUUGGGAUACUAUGGAUCACCGAAACACUGUGGUCAAGCUGUACUGGAAAUUUGGAGGAGUAGACCUCCCUGAAAGAUCUUACUGGGAUCAUCGGGUCAAGUCUCAAGUUAGCGCAGUGGCGAAGAUUAUCAGCGCGCCGACGCGGAAGCCUUCUUCAACACCGAGGCAUACGCUUCCCUGCCGGGUUGCCGCGUCUCCGGGUCUAGUUAUCCGGAGCUCACAGGGCAUUGCAACUCUCGAAGCACAAUAUUUUCGCAGUGCCAGACCAUCGUUGUUGCGACGUACAUUCGCAAUACCUGGGACAGCCAAAGGCCGAUAUCGAUGGAGGUGCAGCUUGGCAUGGGAUGAGAUUACCAUCUGCGUCACGAUUGGUCGUCAUGCAUGGGGCACGGCAGCAUCCGCCUCAACAAAUGCCCACCCGGCUAUGGACCAUGGGCUAGAGAAAUAUCCUCACAACGAGGAUUAUACUAACUUUCAUCUCACAGCAUCUGUCAGCAAACGGGAUGAGAGAAUAACUAGCUUCGUGGGUCAUCGUCCUGAGCAAUCUGGGGAGCGGGAGUUGUCCGUGAAGUUCUGGCACCAACUCCACCGACCAACCAAAAUCAAGCUAGUCGCAUUGAGCAAACCAAUACCAGCCAACCGUGCAGUGCAGUGCCAGGAGUACGCCCAAGAAUGUAGCGUCAUCCAUCCAUCGUCUGAGGUGGCAGACGACGGUCUUCCCCAGACACCCACCCCCGCAUUUCGGCUAUUGACUGGAUCAUGGCUCCACGAUCGACCAUUAGGCUACCAAUUGAAGUGA